Messenger RNA from Ilyonectria robusta, 426 nucleotides. RefSeq lists its product as uncharacterized. The record is from RefSeq and is a predicted model, not a curated record. Lineage: Eukaryota; Fungi; Ascomycota; Sordariomycetes; Hypocreales; Nectriaceae. The coding region runs from base 1 to 426 and encodes 141 amino acids. The transcript has a single exon.
AUGAUAGAGGCAGAAGACUUCUACGCCAACGAGAUCGUCCAGGUGAAACCCCCAAACCUGUCUAGAGGGCGCUUUGUCUUAGUCGGGGACGCAGGCUACGCUGCAGCCCUUGGUUCUGGAACAACUCUCGCCAUCGCGGGCGCAUAUGUUCUAGCAGGCGAGGUCGGCAAGCACAAGGGUGACCUCGCAGGAGCGCUCAAGGCUUACGAAGCGCAAAUGAGGCCCAUGAUUGAUGAUCUGCAAAAGAUUCCACCACUAUUCCCUACACUCAUGGCGCCGCAGACGGUCUGGGGAAUCUGGCUGCAAAACCACAUCUUUGCUUUCAUCACUUGGAGUAGGAUUUUGGAAUUUGCUCAGAGAUUCUUCUCUGGUUCUUUUGCCAACAGUAAUAAAUACAGGCUGCCGGAGUAUGAAUGGGUAACCUAA